This is a messenger RNA of Brienomyrus brachyistius, 1764 nucleotides long. RefSeq names its product eukaryotic translation initiation factor 2B, subunit 3 gamma (gene eif2b3). Lineage: Eukaryota; Metazoa; Chordata; Actinopteri; Osteoglossiformes; Mormyridae. Gene Ontology annotation, cellular component: eukaryotic translation initiation factor 2B complex; guanyl-nucleotide exchange factor complex. The transcript has 12 exons. The record is from RefSeq and is a predicted model, not a curated record. Gene Ontology annotation, biological process: cytoplasmic translational initiation; biosynthetic process. Gene Ontology annotation, molecular function: guanyl-nucleotide exchange factor activity; translation initiation factor activity. The coding region runs from base 195 to 1550 and encodes 451 amino acids.
AGGAUCGCUCCAGACCCGAUUCUCGAUCCGGAGCCCGGAACCAAAAAAACACCGUGCUCUACUUCCCACCGGAGCGAAUUAAACAGCGCACUUACGUCAUCCUUCGCUCUUCUGUCAACUUCGGUUAAUGCCGUUCACAUCCUGCUGACUGCUUCCGCUUCGCUGGUGCGCGUCCCAGACUUCCCACGUCACAGAUGGAGCUGCAGGCGGUGUUAAUGGCGGCUGGAGGGGGCUCUCGGAUGAUGGAGCUCACGUACAGCACCCCCAAACCUCUGCUGCCCGUUGGAAACAAGCCCCUCAUCUGGUACCCCCUCAGUCUGCUGGAGAAGGUCGGCUUUGAAGAGGUCAUUGUCAUCACCACCAAGGAGGUCCAGAAGGAGCUGCAGAAGCUGCUGUCUGCAGACAUCAGGCUAAAGCUGGACAUUGUGCCUGUCCAGGAGGAUGCCGAUAUGGGGACAGCAGAUGCCCUGAGGUACAUCCAGCAGAAGAUCAAGACGGAUGUCCUUGUGGUGAGCUGUGACCUAAUCAGCGACACCGCCCUGCACCAGGUUGUGGACCUUUUUCGGGCUCAUGACGCCACUCUCGCCAUGCUAAUGAGCAAAGCCCACGAGUUCACAGAGACCGUUCCUGGUCAGAAGGGGAAGAAAAAAACUGGAGAGCAGCGGGAUUUUGUGGGUGUGGACACCUCGGGGAAGAGGCUUCUCUUUAUGGCCAAUGAAGCUGACCUGGAUGAAGAUCUUGUCAUUAGAAAAUCUAUUGUCCGCCGGCACCCACGAAUGCACAUCAGAACUGGUCUUGUGGAUGCCCACCUUUACUGCCUGAAGAGAUCAGUGAUGGACUUCUUAGCAGAAAACAAGUCCAUCUCCUCUAUUCGGGGUGAGCUAGUACCGUGUUUGGUACGUAAACAGUUCUCCAGGUCCACCGGUUUGCAGAAGACCAGGGAACAGUCAGAUCGGAACCUGAGCAAAAAGGACCGAAGUGCAAACUCGGAGAAUCACUUUUCCUCCGGGGACAGUGACCUCCACCAGCUGGCCCUGGCAAGAUCCUGCUGGAAUGACCACCGUGGGGACAUGAGCGCCGCGUACCACGGGGCCCACCUGCGCUGCUAUGUGCAUAUCAUGGAACAGGGCGUGUGUUACCGUGUCAACACCCUGGCGGCCUACAUCGAAGCCAACCGCUCGGCAUCUAAGCUGUUGGAGGAACCUGCCGUGCAUCCAUCCGCCGUGGUCUCGGAGCAGGGCCAGGUUGGAGCCGACAGUAUUGUUGGGGCUUUCUGUCAGAUUGGGGACAAAACAUCGAUCAAACGGUCAACUAUCGGGGCAUCCUCAACCAUAAAAGAGAAGGUCAAAGUCACCAACUCCAUCAUCAUGAGCGGUGUUACCAUUGAGGAUGGGUGUAAUAUUCAAGGCAGCGUGAUCUGCAGCCAAGCUGUGAUUGGCCGAGGUGCAGACAUCAAGUAUUGCCUGGUGGGGAGUGGCCAGCGAAUUGAAGCAGAGGCUGAAAGAACCAAUGAGGUCAUUGUUGGAACUGACCAGCUUAUGGAGAUCUAGAGACACACAGAGGAGUAACACUGAAGGUGAUCCAGAGGCACGGCCAGACAGCAGGCGAGUCCUGUGGGAGCCCUGUGGACAUGGAGAGCCAGCUGACCUACCUGUAAGGGAGCCAAGCUGGACGCACCAGUUCCACGCCGCCGCCGUCCCCGGAGACCCUUCUUCUUUGCCUUUUUUAUAUUGUGUCUGAAUAAAGAUUUAUUUAUGUCAACAA